Messenger RNA from Hydractinia symbiolongicarpus, 3044 nucleotides. Its product is annotated as excitatory amino acid transporter-like. Gene Ontology annotation, cellular component: plasma membrane. Gene Ontology annotation, molecular function: neutral L-amino acid transmembrane transporter activity; glutamate:sodium symporter activity; L-glutamate transmembrane transporter activity. Gene Ontology annotation, biological process: L-glutamate transmembrane transport. Lineage: Eukaryota; Metazoa; Cnidaria; Hydrozoa; Anthoathecata; Hydractiniidae. The record is from RefSeq and is a predicted model, not a curated record. The transcript has a single exon. The coding region runs from base 1203 to 2834 and encodes 543 amino acids.
UUAAAAAACGCUGUCAACUGUGCAACACGGUCAGGUGUGGUGUUUACUAAAGGUAUGCAGUAUGUCGCAAAUCGAGUGAAGCGCACACGACAUUAUGGUGUUUCCAGUGGUGAUAGUCGGGAGCCCACAGUUUACUUAAAAAAAUUUAAUCAUGCAACCGGGCUACUAAGCGCUUAGUACAGGUGGCCUAUGUCACCCAUUCAUAUAGGCGUAAUACCCUUUUCCAAAAAAAAUUUACCGCAAAUUCGGUUUGAAUGAAAAACACAGAUACCAGGCUGCCGUUACCCUGUCCAGCUAAAACAAAUACUCUGCAAUUUCAUUUUAAAUAAUAAGUGUUUACAAAAAGAAAUUUGCGAAAUUCAUCGUCAGUUUAUCAUCCUAAAACCUUUAUAUCAGCACUUUUUCUGUGACGUCAUUAGAAGUUUGAUAUCUGUCUAAUACACCACUAUCUGCUUAGAAUUCAAUUACUUACGUUCUAGAGCGAAUUUUUACAGUCUGUUUAAAAUUUCUGACAGCCAACUAAAAGUUCUUUAACAUAUUUUCCAGUUGGUCAGGAUUGAAUUUCGUGACUUUAAACAAGAGAUGAAGCCAGAGAUAGCUGGAAAAUGCAUCGAUGGAGAAAGCGUGCGCAACGACAGAGACAGAAGUGGUUCGUGGACGUUCUAACAAUGAUUAUUUGUUUUUAUUAUACGAAGAUUACCUUUAAAGUGGAUACUGUUUUAUUUAGGAAACUGAAGAUCAGUCGAGAUUGUAUGUCAAAUCGACUCGACAGAACUGAGUCCGUCUGUAAAUAUUCAAAUGCAACAAUCUGCAACAUCUUACUCAGAUAUAUUUUUUGUCACAAUACCGUGAAGAUUAGUGUGUUUUCUCAGUGCACUCUUCAUCGCAGAUAAUGAUACUGCGAACCCUUCAGAUGCUCUUAAAUAUUAUUAAAAAGAGAGUGUUUAAAGUUGUUGAAUCAAAACUUGACAUUUCUAUAAAAAAAUGUUUAACCUCAAUGCGAUGCCUUUAUACUGUAUAUAUUGUUUUUUCAUUAGAUGUUUCAAGGGUUAUUGUUUAUUUUUAUUAGAAAGUACUUUCCAAGUUGGACAACAAUGAAGAAGCACUAAUCAUCGUACUGUCAUUUUUAAAACAAGUUUAGUUUGAAAAACGAUACACGUAUUAUUAUUCUGUUAAACUCUAGAAUUAUUUCGUUAAACAAAAUGGACGAGCAAAAACACUUGCAAUCAAGCGGGAUGUUUGCGAGAUACGUUGACGUGGGAAAAGGAAGCUUAGAGAAGAUUCAAAAAGCAUGGAAAAAAGAAAAACAGGUCAUUUUAAUCAUUCUUGCUGUUGUUUUUGGAGUUAUGGUAGGAUUGCUGUCUAAUGAGCAGAUCCAAAACACAAGCGAACCUGCGAGAUCACACAUUCUACUCUUUCUCGGCUUUCCUGGUGAAAUAUUUAUGAGGAUGAUGAAGCUGCUAAUUCUACCUCUAAUUGUAACGAGUUUAAUCGUAGGAUUAGCUGAACUCGAUCGGAAAUCCUCUGGCAUUCUAGGAAGACGAGCUCUGCUGUACUAUCUCAGUACAACUGCUUUAGCGGUUGCACUUGGGAUUGUACUGGUAAUGGCGAUUCAACCGGGAAAUCAAGUCGAACAACUUGAAAUUUCGAAAACAAAACGGAUUAAGGCAAGAACAAUGGACACGAUAUUGGACUUAUUCAGAAAUAUGUUCCCUGAAAAUCUAGUUCAAGCCUGUUUCCAAAGGAUGCAAACCACUUCUGUUCUCGUGAAAGCCAAUGUAAGAAACGAAAGUGUUCUUACUGGCAUUAAUUCCUCAUACAGAUUUCAAAGUGGUACCUCAGUUACCACAAGGUACAACUCCUCUCAUAAUAUAACAUAUGUGGAGAAUUUUGAUAUGGUAGAAAUAGCCGGAAAGCGUGUGCAUCGUGCCGGUACAAAUAUUCUUGGAAUCGUUUUUAUCUCGAUUACACUUGGAAUUGUCUUGAGUGGAAUGAGAGCGAAGGGAAAAGAAUUUAUCGCUUGGUUCAGCACGCUUAAUGACGUCAUCAUGAAAUUAGUUAGCGCUGUGAUGUGGUAUUCGCCAAUUGGUAUAUGGAGCUUACUUGCAAGUCAAUUUGCCUCCAUGCAUGACGUAACAGGGACGUUUGAAAGUCUUGGUUUAUACUUAGGAACAAUUUUGACAGGAUUAAUAAUUCAUUCGUGCCUCUUCCUACCUCUUAUUUACUUCGUCUUUACGCGAGAUAAUGUUUUAAACUUUUACAAAGGAAUAUUUAAAGCCUUGCUAACUGCAUUUGGGACGGGAUCCAGUUCUGCAACCUUACCAGUCACAUUAUCGUGUCUGGAAGAAAACAUCAAAAUAGAUAAGAGAGUUACUAGGUUCAUAUUACCAGUAGGGGCCACGAUCAACAUGGAUGGAACUGCCUUAUACGAAGCUGUGACAGCUAUAUACAUUGCGCAAGCAACAAAUUAUGACUUGGAUUUUGGACAGUACAUUGCAAUAAGUUUGAUUGCUAUUCUAGCUUCAAUUGGAGCUGCUGGAAUCCCUCAAGCUGGAUUGAUAACUAUGCUUGUCGUUCUGCAAACAGUCGGACUGCCCAUUGAAUCACUGACUUUAAUAAUAUCUGUUGACUGGUUUCUUGAUCGAGUGCGAACAGUAGUAAAUGUUAUAGGAGAUUGUAUCGGCGCCGGCAUUAUUGCUCACCUAAGUCAAGAUGAUCUCAGCAAAAUAAAUGUUUUAAAGGAGUUUGAUGAACACGUUGAAUCGCUUGAACUUGGUAUGAGGAACCGAAGUUUUGUAAACAGUUUUCAUACGCUGAAUAUACAUGACGAUUAAGAAAGUUUUUUGUUUUGUUGAAAAUUAUAUUCCGACGAAAUUUGGUCCGCUUGAUAGGUAUUUUCGUUAUAUAUUUAGCUACGUGCGCCUAAGAUAGAAUACUCCUUAUUUUGUAGAUUUUAAUGUUUAGUGAAUAGUUUAAAUAUGUUGAAUAUACCUGACGAUUCAGUAUGAACAUAAGUUUCACUGUAUCAUUUAAAGCAUAUAUAA